AGUUUUUCUUUUCUUUUCCCAAAGUGGUGAUGUUUUCAUUUGAAGAAGUUGGUCACUGUGCGCAAUGGCGUGUAAAGUACAAGCUUGUAGUCAGAGUCACAUUUUAGAGGAAAGAUGUCGAAAGUAUAAGACAAUGUGAAUAACUACAUUGCGCACAUAAACUUAACAUUUCUUACUGCAAGAAGAGAAGGAAGAAGAUGGACGACUUGAAUGAAGAGGGAGCGGAAUUAUAUAGUCACCAUGGUGUAGUGGUUAAAAGUCAAAGCCAAAACCGGGAUGACGAUUUUCAGUGCUCUGGUACUUUGAGUAUCGUUGAAUAUUGCAGCAUCGGUAAAUGUAUUGAAUGGAAGCCAACAGAGGUGUCGGUGGAUUCAGAGACACAUGACCAAGAAUGGGCAAUGGUCAAUGCAGUAGGACGCAGGAAUCUUCCUUCAAAUGGAAGUAAUGAAGGUCAGAAUCGAUGUCGAUCAGUACGUAUUGAAUUGGCAGAUCUUAAAAGUUUCUAUAUUACAAGAAAUAUGCAGCGGGUAACAUUGAUGCAGCGGGAUGGAACAACACACAGUGCAUUCUUCUUCCAGCAUGGCAAUGCUGACUGUUUUGUGGCAGCUCUGAAAGGAAACAUUAAAACUAUUAGAUCCAGGAAGGAUAAGCAUCUGUUCAUAGUGCCAGAUCAGCCGGAAAGUCAGGCGCUGAAUCGAUCAUUUGCAGAAUUGGAUCUCUACACGGAGAACACAUCAGAUUUUGUGUGGAGAUUUGUAAAAAACUUGCCUCACCGUCCAUAUGAAUCUGCUUUAGAAGCUUUCUGCAAGGUUACUGACCUUUUGUUAUUUAGGCCACCAGAGCAGCGGAGAGAAGAAGAAGUUGCAGAGCUGCUAAAUAGAAGCCUAACCCUGGAUGAGUCACCUGCUAAUGUUGCUGUAGAAGAAUAUGCAGUCAUACAACUCGGUAAUGGGCCGAUUUUGCCGCCUCGCCCCCCCGCUCCUCGAGGCCCGCCACUUACUGUGGAACAGUGGACACGGUUUCAAGAUAAAGAUGGCCGCAUCUUAGAAGUGGAAACUCUGAAAGACAUCAUAUUCAGAGGGGGAGUGGAGCCUCAUCUUCGAUAUGAAGUGUGGAAGUUCCUCCUGGGGUACUUCCCAUGGGAUUCGACGCACGCCGACAGACAGAAAUUACGAAAACAAAAAGUGGAAGAAUACUUUCAGAUGAAGUUACAAUGGCGAAGUGUAACUCCAGGUCAAGAACAGAGGUUUUCUGAUUUUCGCGAAAGGAAAAGUCUUGUUGAGAAAGAUGUAACCAGGACAGACCGCACAGUCCAGUUCUUUGCCGGGGAAAACAACAAAAACCUGCAGACUCUGUCCGACAUUCUGAUGACGUAUGUCAUGUACAAUUUUGAUCUUGGUUACGUACAGGGAAUGAGUGAUCUGCUUUCACCAAUUCUCUGUCUCAUGACUGAUGAAGUAGAUGCCUUCUGGUGUUUUGUGGGCUUCAUGGACAAAGUGUGUAGCAACUUUGAGUUGGACCAAGCUGGUAUGAAGCAGCAGCUCCAACAGUUGUACUGCCUGUUGUCAGUGACUCUGCCUGAUCUGGCUACAUAUUUGGAGAAACACGAUUCUGGGAACAUGUUCUUCUGUUUCCGUUGGCUACUGGUAUUGUUCAAACGGGAAUUCUUACAUCAAGACAUUAUGAGACUCUGGGAGGUGUUAUGGACGGACUUGCCUUGUCCAAAUUUUCAUCUUCUGUUCUGUGUUGCAAUUCUAGACUCACAACAGCAUAUUCUUACAGAGAAUAAUUAUGGAUUUACUGAGAUAUUGAAGCACAUCAAUGAUCUGUCAUUGAACAUUGAAUUGGAUUCAACUGUAAGUAAAGCAGAAGGAAUUUUUCACCAACUGACAUCAGCUGUAAAGUUGCCUGAUGUUGCAAGAAAGAUUAUUGGGCUGGAUCCCCUUGGAGAUCCUGAUGGUGAGGACAAAAAUGAUUCAGCUCAGGCAACAAAUGUCGACAGAGGAUUAAAAGUUGAAGAGGGUCCUGAAUCACUGGAAACUGUUACAUACGAACCCAGUACAGGAGAGGUAUCAUUUGAGCGAUCCCUCAAUCUGAAUUAUCUGUAAAGUGAUCAGAUUGUUAGAAGUUGUGUUUAAAGGGGAUAUUAUGAUUUUAAAAUAUUUUAAGUGGAAAGCACAUAAAUUAUUUAUCCAUGUUUUGAACACUUCAUAUUUUGUAACUGAAUGUUAUGUAUAUAAAUUGUAACAUUUUCAUUUAUACAGUGAUAAUGGGCUUUUUAGAUUUGGACUCAUGUUUCAGUACUCACUGAAAUUGAUUCAAAUAUCAGAGUUCAACAUUAAUAUUGUCAGGAUGCACUCAAAAAAUCCUUAGUUUAAGAAUUGUAGAUUCUUCAUUGUUUUCAUCAAUAUACUGGAUGUAUCCGGAUACUACGUGCAGCAAGUAAGACUUGCUCCCUAUUGUUAGAGCUUUUUUACAGAAAGAAUUAGUUGAAUGAGACCAGAAAAUGAUGUGGCUAGUCCCACCUUAUUAAUAUACAGUCGUGCACACUGGCAGAUAAAACAGCAACAGCAUGAAAAAAUAAUAAAAUAUGAUACCAGAUGCAUCACCACUGUUUGAAUUGUACUCGUCACCAGAGUCCAAAACUACCAUAAUGGUACAUUGAAAUGCUAACGGGUUUUUUAUUCGUAUGCAUUAGAAAACCUUUGUGUACCACUUUGGUUUAAUAAGGACAACAAUUUCAGUACACUCCACUCCUUACUUAUUGCUGUUGGAAGAUCAGGCUUUUUGUUUCAUCCGAUGGCACGAUUCGGCUCACAUGAGUAAUGUUGCUAGGUCUACUGCUGCAUUUUGUGUAUCUCUACAUGGCACUUUGUGCUUCCCCAGUCAUAUCCUCAAAAACAAGAAUUUUGUAAAAAAAAAAUGGUGCACGUUAUUUGGAUAACUAGAAUGUUUUGCUUAAAUACUGUUGUCUCUUCAUAAUUACAGUUGUAUUAAAGAAUAUAUUUUUUGUAACUUA
Messenger RNA from Zootermopsis nevadensis, 3019 nucleotides. It is a transcript of the gene Tbc1d15-17, whose product is annotated as TBC1 domain family member 15/17. Gene Ontology annotation, molecular function: GTPase activator activity. NCBI's taxonomy places the organism in Eukaryota, Metazoa, Arthropoda, Insecta, Blattodea, Termopsidae. Gene Ontology annotation, biological process: activation of GTPase activity. The record is from RefSeq and is a predicted model, not a curated record.